Messenger RNA from Somion occarium, 426 nucleotides. NCBI's taxonomy places the organism in Eukaryota, Fungi, Basidiomycota, Agaricomycetes, Polyporales, Cerrenaceae. The record is from the annotation of a GenBank genome assembly.
AUGCAUAUAAAAAAAAAUCUAUCCGGUGAUCAGCAUUCGUCAGAACAACAUAUACAUGUUCGCAUGACGGAGUACCUUAAACGGCCCAAAACCAUGAUCGGCGUGCCCUAUAUAUGGCUCCGGAUCUAUGACGCGAGAUUAAGCUUGCAUACCUUCCUUUUCCAGACUCGAUGCAAGUCGUCGAUCUGUAAAAGUUACGCCUCAUAUAUAAAGCUGUGGAAGACACAACUCACAUAUUCUCACUGCACUUGCAUCUUGACACUCUUGCCUUUUGCUGACGGGUUGUGUGACCAGUGUUCAUCGCUACUGCAGUAUCGCGGCCUAAGUCGGCUAAAAUUACUGACAAUCAUGUUCAAGUUAGCUUCUGGUACUGGUGGUCAGGAGGAAGGCCGCAAUCACUUCGUGUUUCGCUCAGGUGCGACCUGA